This is a messenger RNA of Epinephelus moara (kelp grouper), 1836 nucleotides long. RefSeq names its product coiled-coil-helix-coiled-coil-helix domain-containing protein 5. The coding region runs from base 121 to 438 and encodes 105 amino acids. The record is from RefSeq and is a predicted model, not a curated record. Lineage: Eukaryota; Metazoa; Chordata; Actinopteri; Perciformes; Serranidae. The transcript has 4 exons.
AGAUAGUGAAAGGUGUGUACGGUGUAGUUACCGCACAAACAUGGCUCCACAUGCUGAAGUACUGGUGCUAUAACCUUGAUUCAUCAACUUCUUCGUUAGACACAAGCCUAAAAGAGCAACAUGCAGGCUGCUAUGGACAUCACGGCAAAGUAUUGCCACAAAGAAAUGGAGGCUUAUGGAUCAUGUGUGGCCUCCAACCCAUCAACAUGGCAGCAAACGUGUCAUGAACUGAAGAUGAAGGUUGCACAGUGCACAUCAUCACAUCCAGUGAUCCAGAAGAUAAGACAGGGCUGUUCCUCAGAGUUUACAGAGUUUGAACGCUGUCUUAGAGAAAACCAGAACAAUCCUACCUCCUGCUCACCACACGUGGCCCGCUUUCUGGGCUGUGCAGAGACAGUGGACCUCAGUGGAGUGGAUGCGGUACCUCAGCCAUCGUAGCACUCAUCUUCCAUCACCUUCAGCUUACUCCUGUCUCCACAGCAGCACAAAUGGACUGAUUUCACAUGUAUUCCAGCCGCUUUACUCUGUGUAUAGUGACUGACAGGAUAUCUGUUUUCAUCUGUAUGACUUAAAGCUGGGCUAGGCAGUCUUAUUUUGGUGUCACUGAACAAAAAUCCUGUAAUGAAUUUGGAGCAUAUUGUAAUUCAGGUGGACUGAGAGAAAACUAGACCUCUGCAUCCCCUCUUGGCUCUGUGCAUGCACAUCCCUUCAGUGAAAGCCUGAUUCAAAGAGUCCUACAGAGAAAGUUUCUUUUCCAGCAUUGGCAACAAUACUGCAAAGCAACCCAAAAAACAAAGACAGAGUUAUCGAAGAGAGUCUGCCAGUAAACAAAAUAAACACGUGUCAUAUCGGCGAAGUGUUUUCAGAGAUUGAGAGAAAAUGUUGCUAAUAGUUUAGCUUUCUGUUAACAGGGGCCAAAGGCUCACAACUGUGGCUUCGCAAUCAUGUGUAUGUUGCUAAUAUUAGUAUGCUAAAGCCUCCAAUCACAGUGUGCCCUCUGCAUCAUUCCCUGUUGCUACAGACCACCUCACCUGUAGGAGAGCUGGCAGCAGCUCUGGAUACGGACCCUCAGUCAACGGCCACAGCAACUUGAAACCUACCAGUGCAAACCCCAGCUUCAGGGGACCAGACAACCACGACCCCCUGCUGGAUCAGCAAACUUUCUGUGGCUUCCAUUACACAGGUUGGACCCGGUGCUGCCGCUGGCCACCAGCCCGCUGUGACAGCCGGCAUUGGGAAGUUUGCACUGGCUGAAAUUCUGCUGCUACAGCUGCUGACUGAAGGUCUGUCUCCCAAGCUCCUGCCAUCUGUCCUUGUGAAGCAGUCCACAGCUGCGGUGAGCAAGGCGGAGGCACUGUGAGGAAGCUAGCUAGCUAAUUCUUGUCUCGUUUGUGGGUAGAGUUGGGCAAGGAGGGGCUGAGCAAACAAAUUACAAUGAAAUAUGAUUAAAUAAAUCACUAUCAAAAACACUGAUACUGUAUAAGGUGCGUGAAUAUGCCUGUGACCGUCUGGUGGGAGGGGAUUAGGACAGAGAGGGAGGAGCUGCAGGAGGAGGGUCUACUUUAAAAUACUGCAAAGUUUUUUUGCCUUUUCCAGAUUUCUGCCUGCCCCGGCCUUUAUCUGACUAUUUGUCUUUCUUAAACAAAAAUACAGAUGAAUGCAAUGGCACUGUGAAUUAGACAGUUUGUGUAGAAUAUUUAAUGACUGCAUCAUUUUUCUUCUCGUACUCUUCAUGUGAAAAUAACAUUUCUACUUGCCUGUAUGCAGGAAGUCUGUUUUUUACAGAUUUUUAUUGAACCAUCUCAUUAAAAUUGACAUCAGACUUGUAUUACUCAU